AUGGAGUGCGAGAUGGUCCUCCUAGCCAUGCUUCCCGAAAAGGAAGGCGUAAUUCUAGUGCAGACGCCUCGCGUACGCACUAUUGCAGAACUGGAAAAUUUAAUUGUCGAUGAAUAUUCGCGCGUGUUUCCGCAGCUGCCACCGCUCAGCCGAAACUUGCGGAUACAGAAGUGCGUGGCACUAGAGUUAGUGCUGGACCGACGCGCACACACUACAGCACGCCAGCAAGCACCUCAUGUCUUUGUGGAUCUUGCCAAAAACGUUCAGAUCGGUAACGUGUUUCAAAAUAUGGAGCAAAUCUAUAUCGUGGUAAACGAAUUGGAGCAGCUAACACAUCCAGCAACCGUUAGGAAGGCGACAGAUCUGCACAUUGCGUCGACCAUCGCAAAAUCCUCUGUCCAAGGCUCUGGGGUGGUAGCUACAGAUACACAUAUCAACAGGGAAGAUGCCGUGGAGAAGAUGGCUUCGAAGAAGACUGCUGCUGAAAAGAAGAAGCGAACAUCGAAAAAACUAGCUUCGGACAGCGAAAACCGGAUUGUCACAAAGAAAACUGAUGAAGUUGAGAAUAACUAUACCAGGACGAUGACUGAUGAGGCAAUUUCAGCGUCCAAAAAGAUCUCGCUGAAAUCUGUGAAGACAGUCGCGGGGUCAGAAAGCUAUGAUAAAUCGAAUGUUGUCGCUGAGGAAAAGCACGGAAGAAAUGGGCUGAAGAAACAUCGAUGUAAGAUGCCGAAGUCGGUUGAAGAAAAUUACGGUCUCCAAUUGACGACAAAGACUACGGUAAAAGACGUAGGAGAUGUUGCAGAGAAGACGAGUAGGUCGACCAAGGUGACAGAAGAUAAGAAUUCUCUUUCUCCCAGUGGUUCCAAAAAGGCCAUUUCGAAAAAGAGUGAAAACGCUCUCCUGAAGAAGAUGCUUGCAGCAAAGCACGAUGCAGCUUCAUCGGGCGCAGCUUUGGUUGCAAAUUCUCUUUCACAUGGUGGAAGUGAUGUGGCACCGAAAGCGCCUUUUAACAGCGAGAAGAAGCGCAAAUCUACUUCCCUAGAUACCUCAAAAGCAGAUAUCACGUCGAAUUCCUGUAAAUCCCCAGCCAAGAAGAAAAGAAAAUCCGAAGUGAUAAAAACUAAGGUAAAUCGAGCAUCAAAGGUGAUAGAUGAAAAUAUGAGCGCAAGAUCGACCAAGAUCAAGGGAGCAGCUGAAUUGCGAACAAAGGCUACACCGACCAAUAUGUUUGAGUCUGAAAAGGGUUCGAAAAAAAACAUGGCUACAAAGGUAUUGGUGAAGGCCAACGAUGACUCGUCUACUGCGAGUGAAUCAACUUCUCCAACUUCUAAUUUGAAGAAGAUAAAGAAUGAUGCAACCAGACCAGUGACCAAACGUGCAAAGAAACCUGUCACAACAGCAAUACCAGCUGACAAAAAAUCUGAAUCGGUGGCAAAGGUGUCUAAAAUAUCCAAGGGCAUUGGAAGUGGUACGAUUUCUACUCCAAAUGAUGUGUCUAGGUCCAGCCCUAGACUGUCCACCCUGUCGACUCAGGCAGGCGAGCUGAUUACUGGUCAGGAGCCGGAAAGUGGUAAUAGGCCUGCUCUAAAAGCCACAGCUGUCCGUAGUGCUAAGCAGGAUUCGCACGACGAAAUUACGAGCGAGGGCCCAAAAUCACGAUUUCAAACAAUUUUGGAAAAGACGAAAAAGCGACUCGCUCAAGAGAAAGAGGCUAACGACAAUAUUCAGGGAGAGUGUGCUGAAGCGAAGAAUAUUGGUGGCAAUGUUAAAGAGACGUCGAACUCUGCCAGAAAAAUGUUAAUCCAAUCUUUGUCGGACUCAGAUGCUUCAGUUGGUGUCAAAGUAACAAAGCGCUUUUCAAAAUUUGCUGCACCUGUUGAGAGUAGUUCAUCGUCGUCUUCGGACGACGACGAACUUGCUUACUCCCAAGGCCUUCUGGCCGAUUUGACCAAGAACGAUACGGGUGAAGAAUUGUUGACGCCUGUGCUUGCUAAAGAAAAUAAAAAUUCAAAAAAGGAGAAUGUUAACUGCGUUGUUUCAUUGCAAGAACAAGAACUGCCACAGAAUAUGCUUUCGUCGGACCUACCGCAAAAAUUGCACGAGUCGAACAGCGUUUUACUUCCGAUCCUCACGCGAAAUCAAUUUUCUAUCGGCAAAUUAUCCGUAGCAAAGCUGAAAAAGUCAUCCAAGAAUCCGUUCUCGUCGCUUUAA
This is a messenger RNA of Plasmopara halstedii, 2214 nucleotides long. RefSeq lists its product as uncharacterized. The coding region runs from base 1 to 2214 and encodes 737 amino acids. The transcript is spliced from 3 exons. NCBI's taxonomy places the organism in Eukaryota, Oomycota, Peronosporomycetes, Peronosporales, Peronosporaceae. The record is from RefSeq and is a predicted model, not a curated record.